Cladocopium goreaui is the source of this 1533-nucleotide messenger RNA. NCBI's taxonomy places the organism in Eukaryota, Dinophyceae, Suessiales, Symbiodiniaceae. The record is from the annotation of a GenBank genome assembly.
AUGUUUUUCAAACUGAAGCUGCUGAAGUUCACGCCGCUGUGGGCGAUGAUUUCCUUCUGGUUCGGGCUGCACUUGCUGCUGCUGUUUAUCAUUGCGCCACGCUUCUUCCAACCGGGUUCGGAAGAUUUGAGGGUGAUUCGCCACAAUGUGCAACUGGUACCGCGGCUGCCCGACCCAACCUUGCUGACGGCUGUUUUGGUCAAGCCCGAUGAGUACGUGAAGAAGGGCACGCCACUGUUUGAAUUCGACAAAAGCGUCUACCAAUACCGGGUAGAUAAUGCGAAGGCUCAAGUGGCGGCCGCCGAACAACACGUCCUUGUUCUUAAGGCAAACCUGGAGGCUGUCUCGCAACAGGUAGCCCAGGCCAAAGCCAACGAGCAGUUCGCCCAGCGGCAAGUCACACGGUACGAAGCCAUGGCAAAGGAAGGUGCCGGCAGCCAGCAAGACCUGCAGCAGUGGCAAGAUCAACUGGUCGUCAAUCAGGCCGACAUUCAAGUUGCCUUGGCAAACGAGAAGAAAGCGAAACUCGAGUACGAAGCUCAGAUUGAUGGCGUAAACACCAAGGUGGCCGAGGCCAAAUCGGUUCUACAAGAACAGGAGUACUACCUGGGGCAAACCACCAUUCACGCGCCGGCCGAUGGUUAUAUCACUAACUUACAAGCCCGGCCUGGUCUGGUCGUGGGUGGAAGACGCAUCGGCGCUAUUGCCAGCUUCAUCUGCGAGGAAGAGCCCUAUAUUUUGGCGACCUUCUUCCAGUCGCAUCUCAUGUAUGUAAAGGAAGGUCAGCCGGUCGAGAUUGCGCUGGACACCUACCCCGGGCAGAUCUUCGAGGGUGAAGUCGAAGCGGUGUGGAAAGCCGCCGGACAAGGACAGAUGAUGCCGAUGGGGAUGCUACCGACAUUCGAGGAGCCGCUUCCCAAGGGGAGGUUUCCGGUGAAGAUUCGCAUCAAAGAUCCUGACCCUUUGCUCGCGGCAGGGGUGCAGGGGGCUGUGGCCAUUUACACCGGCGAGGGGAACAGUUUCUCGAUUCUGCGACGUAUUGAGAUCCGUAGUUACAGCUAUGGCAACUACCUGUAUCCGAUGCCGAAUGUUAUGGCAGCGAUUGCAGCUCUCAUCGCCGGCGUUUUGGUUGUAGUCACCGUCGCCAUUCACCUCUUCACCCUCCGCGGCCUGAGCAAGUUCAUCCGUAGGUUGAAGAACACGCCUGUGCUUGCCAUGGGGUUCUCGAUGGUGGCCGCGAUCGCGGUGCAUCUUUUUGAGAUAUUCAUUUUCGCAAUUGUCCUGAUGGGGAUGAGCUUCGAAGACAGGUUCGGAAGUCUCACGGGCAAGGUGGAUGACUCGCUGCGAGACUACUUCUACUACUCCGCUUUAGCGUACACCUCGCUUGGGUUUGGAGAUGUUUCCCCCCAGGGCUCACUUCGCUCGGUGGCCGCCGUGGAAGCGAUAACGGGGUUAGUGCUCAUUGCCUGGACGGCUUCCUUUGCAUUUCUGGCGAUGCAGGAGCUGUGGGGUGAGAAAGACUCUCAGAACUAG